Thecamonas trahens ATCC 50062 is the source of this 1505-nucleotide messenger RNA. RefSeq names its product folliculin. Bases 24 to 1505 code for a protein of 493 amino acids. The transcript is spliced from 2 exons. Gene Ontology annotation, molecular function: GTPase activator activity. Gene Ontology annotation, cellular component: cytosol. NCBI's taxonomy places the organism in Eukaryota, Apusomonadida, Apusomonadidae. Gene Ontology annotation, biological process: positive regulation of GTPase activity; positive regulation of TORC1 signaling. The record is from RefSeq and is a predicted model, not a curated record.
GUUCUGGAGGGAGCAAGGCAGGGAUGAAUGCGGUCCUCUGUCUCACUACCUUUUGUGAGAAGCAUGGUCCAAGGGUGGUGUUCUGUACUCAGUCGGUCGAGUCGGACGAGCUGAGCGCUCUCCACCUUGCUAUCCAAGAUGCUGCUCUUGCUCAGGCCUGCGCCUCGUGCGCCUCUAUCCCUCCGGAUGCCUUUCUUGUCUCGUACGACGAGGCCGCGCAGGUGUACUACGCGUCCACGGCGUCGCCGCAGCAGGCCGACUACAAAUGGCUGCAAGAGAUCGCACUUCGCUCGCUCACCCACGAGCAGUGCCCGGGCAUGGACGGCCCUAUCGUGUUUGGUGACCCGGUCAUGGGCUACGCUCUUGCGCACAUGUUCAAGAUUUCUGACGCCAAGGCACGCGGCGGCUGCCGCCUCUACUCGCUGGUCCUCGUCGUCCCGGAUGAGGUCCAUCUCGUCGCCUGCUGGGACGUCGUCACCCAGCACUUUGCUGCCAUCGUUUGUGGCCUCAAAGCCAAGUCAAAGCUAGUGUACAACCUCGAGGGCGCGUCGCGCCAGCUAGGCCCGCGCUUUGCCCGCCAGCGCAUGGCUGUCGUCCAGCGCUCGCUCGCCGAGCUUGUCGGCGGCAUGGACUCGCUCUUCCCCUUUCUCCACGCCCAGCAUGCCUGGAUCAUCCAGUCGUUUGGCCGCCGUCUUUUCCAGCGCCGCAUCGAGGGUGCUCUGCCGGUCGCUCCAGCCCCGGCUUCGCCCUCGCUCUCGCAGGCCAGCCUCUCGUCGACCUCGAGCUCAGAUACGGAGCGAAGCGCAUCAAUUUCGCUCGAGCUCGCAGAUCUUGCCGCACUUGUCGACGUUGAAGGCCUCGCCUGCGUCUUCUUCCACCUCAUCAUCGGCAACCAGGUUGUAGUCCGCGGCGGCUCGCCCUGGCUCGUCUCGGCCGUCCUCGACCUCCUCGCUACCCUUCUUCCACCGGCAUGCGUCUCGAGCCUCUCCUCCGAUACCUACGCAGACACCUGGCGGUGCAAUUUGCUUGGCAUCCCGUCGCGAGUCCGCAUUCCCAAGCACGUCGACGCCUCGGCCUUUGUCCUCGUUGACAUGCUUGCGCCGGGUCGAACUGGCGGCGGCGGGGCCAGGAGCCGCAGCGGUGCGCCGCCGGCCAACACUGCCGAGCUCCGCACCCUCCUCGCUGGCCAGCGCGUGUGCAUCGUCGGCUCGUACCGCGAGACCACCCUCGGUGCCAAGCUCUUCUUUGCCGCCACAACCCUCGACCGCGCCCUUGUCGCCGACUACGUCCACGCACUCAAGAUCGAGUGGCACAACAAGGCCAAGGCUUUCUUUAAGUUUGCCAAGCUCCACACCCUCAAUGACGACGCCAAGGUCAAGGCCUUCCUCACCGCCCUCCAUCUCUCCGACUCGGAUCUUCUUGUUCUCCGGUUCUGGACGGCUGGCCUCGCGCGGCCACUCCGUGCCGCCGCCGCCUCCUCCACGGCAGCCACCGCGUCCAGCUAG